Molecule: messenger RNA, 2146 nt
Organism: Neoarius graeffei (lesser salmon catfish)
Lineage: Eukaryota; Metazoa; Chordata; Actinopteri; Siluriformes; Ariidae
Gene: lipg
Product: lipase, endothelial
Exons: 10
Coding region: 107-1612 (501 amino acids)
Biological process (GO): lipid metabolic process
Molecular function (GO): protein binding; lipoprotein lipase activity
Source: RefSeq, a predicted model, not a curated record
ACGGAACCUGAUUCACUUCAUUCAUUUUCCCUCAGAGUCGCUCCGGCUGAACUCCCGCAGAGUCGCUCCGACACGCCGCAACUUCCUGUUUUAGCGCUCUGGCAGGAUGGCAGUGAGGCUCGGCGCUCUGAGCCCGGUGUGUGUGUGUGUGUGUGUGGCGCUGUGCUGCGCGCUGUGUGUUCGAGGCGCCUCACACAAUGAGCUCCUGGAAGGUGGUUUGGAUAUGAACUCGUCUGUAGACACAGAGCUGCUUGAUUAUCAGAUUAAAUUUAAUAUGCGUAAAUCUGCGGAUCUGGAUGAUGAAGGCUGUUUCCUCCAAACGGGUCACAGUGAGGCUCUGGAGCAGUGCAGCUUCAACACCACGGCCAGGACCAUCCUCAUCAUCCACGGCUGGGCGAUAGGGGGUGUUUUUGAGAGCUGGAUGUAUAAGCUGGUUGCAGCGGUAGUGAAGCAUGAGGCUGAAGCGAAUGUCAUCGUGGUGGACUGGCUCAGUUUGGCCCAUCAGCUUUACCCUGAUGCUGUCAAUCACACACUCUACGUUGGACAUAGUAUUGCUGCACUGCUCAACUGGCUACAGGAUGAACAGCAGCUGCCUCUGGAGAACGUGCAUCUGAUUGGUUACAGUCUGGGAGCUCAUGUAGCAGGAUACGCUGGAGCAUUCGUUCAUGGUACAGUCGGCCGAAUAACAGGGUUGGACCCGGCCGGUCCCAUGUUCGAGGGGGCAGAGCCAAACAAGCGCCUUUCUCCAGAUGACGCAAAGUUCGUGGACGUCCUGCACACGUAUACACGUGAAGCUCUGGGCGUGAGCAUCGGCAUUCAGCAGCCAAUCGGACACAUCGACAUCUACCCUAACGGGGGGGAGGUGCAGCCUGGCUGUGCCCUGGGGGACGUCCUGACCUCCGCCACCACAGGGGGCUUUAUGGGCAUGAUGAAGUGUGAGCACGAGCGGGCGGUGCAUCUGUUUGUCGACUCUCUGAUGGAUCGGGAACACACGAGUUUUGCGUAUCAAUGCACGGGGCCGGAGCGCUUUAAUAAAGGAAUCUGUCUGAGCUGCAAGAAGAAUCGCUGUAACACUGUGGGCUACAACGCUCGCAGCGUGCGCAAGAGGAGGAACAGCAAGAUGUACCUGAAGACUCGCGCGGACACGCCCUUCGCUGGUUACCACUAUCAGAUGAAGAUGCACAUCUUUAACAGGAAACACUCAAACAAUGCAGAUCCCACCUUUUACAUCAAACUGUACGGAGCUCACAACAACACCAACAACAUCUACAUCGACAUUGCUGAUGGUGUGGGUUUGAACCUCACCAACACGUUCCUGGUGUUUACGGAGGAGGACAUCGGAGAGCUUUUGAAGAUCCGUUUGAGCUGGGAGAGUCCCAGUGAGUCCUUCUCAGCCGUGUGGAAACACUUCAAGUCCUUCUGGUCCAGUUCCUCAAGUCACAAAGUGCUGCAGGUUCGCCGCAUCCGCAUCAAGUGUGGAGAAACGCAGAGGAAGUUCACGUUCUGCGCUGAAGACAUGUCGGAAAUUGACAUCGCUCCGGGGAAUUCUCUAACCUUUGUGAAAUGUCGUGACGGCUGGGAAGUGAAACCCAGGAAACGGAUCCACAUGUGAGUGUUUCUUCACAGAAGUGGAUGUGGAUUGGGACGCGACCGCGCUCUUCAGUCUGAGCACUUUUUCUCUGUGGGAGGUUCUUUUCAUAAUUGGGAGUGGGAGUGGGUGUGCGCGUGUGGGUGUGUUCUUUUGAUACUAAUUUGUACAGGCCUAUUUAUUUGUGACCUUUAUUUAAAAUAGCCUGUGACUCUCACCAGCAUGUGUGUGUGUGUGUGUGUGUGUGUGUGUGUGUGUUACCAUGGUGAUUGUACUGUCUUGUUUUUUAUGAGAUUUGUUUUUUUUUAUUUAUGAAUAAGGCACUGCAGUAAAACUUUAUUUAUCAACGCUGUUGAUACACGUGUGUGUGUGUGUGUGUGUGUGUGUGUGUGUGUGUGUGUGUGAGAGAGAGAGAGAGAGAGAAUGUGUUUAAGGAUUGUUCAGUGUUUCUGUGGGAGUGAAGCUCAUGGAAUCCUUCGGAGAGACGUUACCUUGAACAUGUUCGUGUGUACAAACUGUUUAAAAAAAAAAGUCAAUGAUAAAUUCAUGUUUAUAAAA